This is a messenger RNA of Penaeus chinensis, 3057 nucleotides long. RefSeq names its product R3H domain-containing protein 4-like. The transcript is spliced from 7 exons. The record is from RefSeq and is a predicted model, not a curated record. Bases 190 to 1104 code for a protein of 304 amino acids. Lineage: Eukaryota; Metazoa; Arthropoda; Malacostraca; Decapoda; Penaeidae. Gene Ontology annotation, molecular function: nucleic acid binding.
AAGCUGAGCCUCAUACGUGUCCACCAUGAAUGCACGGUCCUCGCCUGCCUUCAAACGGAGCGCCAGUCGUGCCCUUGACGCGACACCUUGCCGUCGCUCGCCAACCUCCGCCAUUUGAGAAACAGAGCCAGUCGCCUAAAUAUACUUCCUCCGCUUAACCACUUGUGAGCGUUUGUUUCCGAGGACAACAUGGGUGUGAUUAGGAAGCUUCAGUCAAGAGCUAAAGUGAUCAGCUUUAGCGAGGAAUCCGUUAAUUCAUUGGGAAUUAGCCAGCCACCCACCCCUCCUUCGGAGCCAGAAACAACAGAUGUGCCCCCUCCAGCCCUUGUUCCUCAGCGCCGUGAUCCCCGGCUGCUUAUUCAGCGGCUGGAGCAGCACAACCAUCACCAGCGGAGACGUACGGGUGCAAGGAAGACUCGAAGGGCUGACAAUGCUCAAGCUUUGCAAACCCUGGUUGAAGAUGACCAGGAAGGUGUCAAUGAUGAUAUGGACGUUGCUCCCAACUCGGAAGGCAUAUUCACCAAGCUCUUCAAUGAUUGUGACAAGAUGAGGAUCUGGCAGUACUUCAUUUCUCUGAGUGAGGACAGGCAAGAACAUUAUUUGAACACCAUUUGUAAAAGGAAAGAAAAUGCAAGAAGCAGUGGCAUUGGUGGAGUUUCCUUUACUCAGCGUGUCAAAAACAUUGAAAAGGGGAAGAUAGAAGAGCCACUUGAGGAAGACGGAUUCACCGUGAUUCCACCAAUGAGUGACUGUCGAAAUAUGCACCCAGCUUAUACCACUGAGCAGCGUUUUUGGGAAGUGAAGCCUCAGUUGCGCAAAAUGCUGAAAGGAAGGCAGUUCCCUGUGGGUAUCCUGAAGGACCUAGAAGAUGAAAUUGUUGAGUUGUUCACUGUAGAUCCAACAACAGUGUACAUAACCCAGGAACUUAAUAGUUUCCAGCGCCUCUUAGUCCAUGCCCUCUGCGAGUACAACCUCUUAAGUUCAAAAAGUUCAACAAUGACAAAUGUUCGGCGAACGAAGGUGGAAAAUAAAGCUGAUUGUUUCCACGCCCCUGAAGUGUCACUCAAUCAAUAUAUUGAAACUUACUAUAGGAGUAAAUACUAACUUCACAAAAAUGAAAAGCAUAAAAACAUCUGAAGUUUUGAGGAUAAUCCUUUCCUAUUCAGAUUGAACCUUGCAUCAGAUGACAGAUAGAAUGACUGGGAAAGGAGCAGAUUUGUUCAGAAUAUUUCACAAAAAGCACUUUUGUGGAUUUGAAAUCACUUUGGUUAGGUUAUGUAUAUUUUGAUCCAUAGAUGUUCCUGCUUCACACAAAUUAUUUUCAGUGCCUCCCUUAUUUACCUGCUCAAAAAGCAUCCAGAUUAUAAAUAACAGUGCUUAAUGUUUGCUCAUAUUCUCCUAUUUUAUUGUAUGUCUUGAUUUGUUUUCUGCUUAUUCAUAGUGGUUGAAUAUACAUCAGGUUAUGCUUUCAGUAUAAAUUGGCUUAGAAGUUUACAUAAUGGAACUAUUUGUCCUGACUUAUGUCUGAAUGUAUUCUAAUUGGAAGUACUCCGAUAGGUUUACAUAUGUAAAUAUGUAUGUAUGUAUGUCUCCUGCUUUAAGGAUAUAUUAUGUUAUUACCAACCUAAUUUUGUUGUAUAAACUAUUGACUAACAUUUUUCACUAUGUGUGUUAAAUUUUAAACUUGUAGUAUUUAUGUAUUAGCAAGAUAAUAAUUAACCCCUUUGAUCUGGAUAGUGUGACUAUCAUAUUAUGAAAACAUUUGGCUUGAGGGGGCAGGUAACAUGAACAUGUCACGGGUGAUGCAAACUUGCUGUUGUAAGCAUUUCGGUUUAAGACAGGGUGACAGAAAAGAUUUGCCACAAGUGCCCAAACCUCUUGGUAGGGUACAUAGACUCAUUUGAAGUUUAAAAAGGAGUUUUUGUAUUAUUCCCAUCAAUGAAAGAGUGUGGAAUGUAGUGUCUGUGAGCCAUGACUGGAAGAAUGUUGACUCCAGGGAGGACAUCCAUGCUCAGCAUCCUAUUCCUGGGCGCUGUGACCAGUAACAUAGGUUGUAUUACAGAAAAUUGAAUAUUACAAAAAAUGGGGGGGGGAAAAAGACAAAUAAGGAAAUAUUACUUAUUGUUAUUAUUAUUACACCGAGUUAUUGACUACCUGGAAAAAUGAUAUGGAGUCUAUGCAAGAACAGUCUCUUACCAACUGGAUAAAGCAAAUCAAAUGACAAAUAGUUCCAUUGAAAAAGGGCAAUAAAAGUUAAAAAUGCUUAUGCAAAAAGGGGAGGCAUAGUCUUUGUUUCCGCACAUAAGUGUUCGCGUGCACCUGGCCUACAAGCCACGCACCUGGUAGAGUGUCCACUCAUGUGAGUCUAAAGCUCAUAUUUUGGGCUAUGUGAUUUCCGUGAAGCACCUGGAUCCAAGGGGUUAAUAUGGCUAAAAAUGUUAUUCUGGGGCCUUUAAUUAAUUGGCAAGAAAAUAUUUGUUACUAUGAACCUGCAAGAUUUACAACCUUUUAACACAGAGAGGGCAAAAAGGCACGCCCUGUCCACAAUAAUUAAAGUACAUUCAUUUUGUUUACACCUAGAUGGCUUCAGAAGUGCCUUGCCAACAAUAAGUCAGUUACUAGGUCAGAAUUUUCAACAACAAAAAAAUCUUCAUUACCAGCAGUUUAAUGUUUUAAUAAUAAUAAUCAUUGUUAUAUUGAUUAUGAUGAUAAUAGAAAUAAAAACUUUUCCUGAAAAUUCAAAGAAGAGGUUGAACAUGUGAAGCCAAGUAGUCCUACUAAAGUCUUUUGAAGUCCUCUUGUGUAAACAACAUUGACAAAUCAGAACUUCAGUAGACAGUGCACGCUCCCAAAACCAAUGGGGUUGAAACCCUAUGAUAUUGGUAUUUUUCAGUUUAAUAAUUUGUUGUUUAUAUAAGAACAUAACUGAAAACUGAGUAGAAUGAAUUUAGGAAGCAUUAUAUUUGUUACUGCUUAUUAGGGUACAAACAUGACUAUAAGAUACAUUUUGUGAAAACAGAAAACUGAGAUAUCAUACAUAAUAUACCUUUAAACAUA